Adineta ricciae is the source of this 606-nucleotide messenger RNA. Lineage: Eukaryota; Metazoa; Rotifera; Eurotatoria; Adinetida; Adinetidae. The record is from the annotation of a GenBank genome assembly.
AUGGCUAAUAAACUCAAUCCUCAUCAAAGUGUACCAAUUAAAUUAGUCAUUGUUGGCGAUGGAACUGUUGGCAAAACUUGUAUGUUAAUCUCAUUUACAAGUGAUACAUUUCCGGAAGAAUACAUCCCGACCGUUUUUGAUAAUUACACAUCGAAUAUCAUUGUUGAUAAUGUUAAAGUCUCACUUGGCUUAUGGGAUACGGCCGGUCAAGAAGAUUAUGAUCGACUUCGACCACUGUCAUAUCCUCAAACGGAUGUAUUCGUCCUUUGUUUUAGUGUAAUUAGUCCAACUUCAUUUACAAAUAUAAUCAAUAAAUGGAUGCCGGAAAUCCGACAUCAUUGCCCAGAUAAGCCAGUUAUUCUAUGUGGAACGAAAAUCGAUCUACGCGAAGAUCGAGAUUUUGUUAAUCAGUUGCAAAAGCAAAACAUCCAACCCAUUAAACGUGAACAAGGACAACGAUUAUGUAAAAAAAUUCGUGCUUUUAAAUACGUGGAAUGCUCAGCAUUGACACAAAAGGGUCUUAAACAGGUUUUUGAUGAUGCUGUUCGCGCUGUAUUAUCACCCAAAACGGCCAAAGUAUCCAAACCAUCAUGUCUUUUAUUAUAA